Molecule: messenger RNA, 687 nt
Organism: Nerophis lumbriciformis (worm pipefish)
Lineage: Eukaryota; Metazoa; Chordata; Actinopteri; Syngnathiformes; Syngnathidae
Source: RefSeq, a predicted model, not a curated record
AUGUCCUAUGUCUUCAUCAACGAUUCGUCGCAGAUUAACGUGCCUCUGCUGCAGUCCUGCAUCGAUGGAGACCUCCCCUUUGCAAAGAGGCUCCUGGAGACCGGAUGUGACCCCAACAUCCGCGACAACCGGGGUCGCACCGGUCUGCACUUAGCUGCGGCGCGGGGCAACGUGGACAUCUGUCGCCUGCUGCAUAAAUUCGGGGCGGAUUUGUUAGCGACGGAUUACCAAGGCAACACGGCGCUGCACCUGUGCGGACAUGUGGAUACCAUCCAGUUCUUGGUGUCCAAUGGGCUAAAGAUCGAUAUUUGUAAUCACAACGGCUCGACACCCCUGGUGCUGGCCAAGAGACGCGGCGUGAACAAGGAUGCCAUCCGACUGCUGGAGGGCCUGGAGGAGCAGGAAGUGAAAGGCUUCAACCGAGGGACGCACUCCAAACUAGAAACCAUGCAGAUGGCUGACAGCGAGAGCGCCAUGGAGAGCCACUCUUUGCUUAACCCCAACCUUCAGAGCAGUGAAGGCGUCCUGUCCAGCUUCCGUACCACUUGGCAGGAGUUUGUGGAAGACCUGGGCUUCUGGAGGGUCCUACUCCUGUUGGUUGUCAUCGCCCUCCUUUCCUUGGGCAUCGCCUACUAUGUCAGCGGCGUGCUGCCUUUCUCCAGCAGCCAACUAGAGCUCGUACACUAA